Trematomus bernacchii (emerald rockcod) is the source of this 2211-nucleotide messenger RNA. RefSeq names its product chromosome unknown C16orf89 homolog (gene cunh16orf89). The transcript has 8 exons. The record is from RefSeq and is a predicted model, not a curated record. The coding region runs from base 13 to 1077 and encodes 354 amino acids. Gene Ontology annotation, cellular component: membrane; cytosol. Lineage: Eukaryota; Metazoa; Chordata; Actinopteri; Perciformes; Nototheniidae.
CUGACUGAGAACAUGCAGGCUGCGGGGCAUCAACUUGCCACAGUGCUGGCUCUGUUUGCCGCAGUGUGCGGAGGGUCGCAGGCCGAGGUGAUCGAUGACAUCCUGGGCAGCCUCUCCCGGGGAGCCGCCUUCCUGGAGAGUCAACACGAGCACAUCAACCUGGACGGAGUGGUCGGGUUCCUCAUGCUGCAGGCUGAGCUGAAGGAGGCGGUGCGGACGUGGCCCCACAGCGACCCGGUCAGCUGGGCCCAGAGGACCUCCACCGUGGUUCUGGUCAAACGUUUGGACCGGAGCUUCGAGAAGGCCGUCACCGCCCUGCAGCAGAACGACCCCAAGUACUACAGAGAGUUUGAGCCCCUGCUGUCGUCGAGCUUCUAUCUGAUCCCUCAGGAGUGGCAGUCCACGGACACCAGCCUGGUGUAUUCCUCCAUCCUGAGCACCGAGUGCUAUGACGAGCAGCUCAGCGACAAAUGUCUGACGCUGCUGCUGGGAACCUGGAAGAUGAACGGGACGCCCUGCAUUGUCACCAAACCCUGCCGGGACACCAUGACACGUUUCGGCUGUCCGCACUACUCUCUGUCCCACCAGCUGCUCUACUUCAUGAUCGGGAACAUGAGAGGCUGCACUAACAUGCUGAAAGGAGACACCAGAGAGUCCCGCGCCAACAUGACGGAGGGCAGCUACCAGAAGAUCUACUGCUCCAACAUGAUGAAGGCCAACCAGGACAUCUUUAGGGACGGGAUCACCGAGCAGACGGUCGACAUCUUCAUUGAAAAUAUCCUGAUUUGUGGAUUGUCUGGUUUCUCCGACUUCUACAAAGCUGAUUGGCUGCAGCACAUCCUCCGGCUGCAGGACGAGGAAGCGGGCUGCUUCGGGAGAGACAAGAGCAUCAUGUCUCAGAUCAUCGGAGACGAGCUGCUGGAGCAGCUGCAGCCUCACCGGAGAGUGAAGAGGAGGGAGAAGAUACUUCCAGACGGCUGCUCCAGUCACAUGACGGCGGUGGCGGUGGGCGCUCUGGGAGGAUACCUGAACUACUACCUGGCAGAACAGGACAUAACCAAGAGGCCAAUCUCCUGAACGCCCCCCCAUCAGGUAGCGAUGCUCUUCACUGAGAGACUCCCGACACAACAUGAUGUUAAUGAAUAUAGGUUGUAAGAUGAUGAAAAUAGAAUGUAGCUGUUUGUUAGGCACCAAACUAAAUGUAUUUAUUGAUUCUAAUGAUCUUUAAAGUGUAUUAACCCCAAACAAUGUAUCUUUUGAAAGUAGCGAUGCUCCCAUUCAGCGGGAAACCAUAUGAAGUCGCAUUUACUCUUUAAAAAGUAGCUUUAGUCGUUUUUGUCUACAGAACCAGGAAGUACCUUUAGGAUGUUUUCUGUCUGUGAUGCAACAAGCUAGCUAAAGAUUGAACCUUUUUUUUUUUUUUAUCCGGAUAACAACGUGUCAGAUUCAGCUUUUUACCACACGGCUUCUUAAACAGUUCCACGUGUUAUGGUCGAAUGUAUGCUGACCAGUGCUGGAAAGUAACUAAGUACAUUCACUCAAGUUUAUUUUUCUUAAAUUCUAUUUCCUGCUACUUUAUUAUUAUUUUAUUAUUUAUUUCUAUUCCACUUAUAAAAGGUGGUAAAUAUUGUAUUACAUUACAUUUGUGUGACAGCUUUAGAAGAUUCAGAUUAAUAAUACGAAAUAUAAUCAUCAAAUAAUUGAUAAUACUUUGGUUCUUUUCUAUCAGAGUAUUCAUAGUUGUAUUGAGGUAUUCGUUUUGUCGUGAUGUCAUCUCCUGGUUGGUACCUUCGUCUAAUUUGAUGUAAAAAUGUUAGGGAUGCACAAUUUGGAUUUUCUUAGCGGAUACCGGUACCUAAUAAUGACCUGCUUCAGAGAUGAGGGGUUAAACAAUAAGUUCAUACUAGUAGUUUAGGCACACCUGAGGCUAAAGUGUAGCAUGUACAGUAUAAUCUAAUACUACAAAGCUCUGAGAUAACUUAAUCUAACUAACAUCAACAUUGAUUGACUUCUUACACUUCUGACAUUGUUAUUAAUGCCCUGUUUUGCUUUUUCUUCUGUGUCUUCUUUUUUUUGGCGGGUCACAAAGCAACUUGUGUAAAUGUGCAUAACAUCCCCGACUGCAUCAGAGUGUGUAGAUGCUGUACUUGUUAAAUGAAUUUGGCUUUGUAUUAUGAGCUAUACAUGAAUUAUCUGAAUAAAAGAUUAUAA